AUGUGUGAGACCAAGUUUUUGGAUGACAUGGCCACAGGGCAGUCCCGAGCUCUCCGCCUCCCCCGCCCCCCCCCCCCGCCGGCCGGAGCCCCCCAGCCCAGCGAGAGCCCCGCCCGGGUGGCCCCAGCAGCAGCACCAAGGUGGGUGAACACCCACAUCCAUGACCUCACCGCAGGCGGCACCAGUCAGGACAAGGCCAUCGUGGGCUAUGAGGAGUCGCCCUCGGUCUGGGCCACCGUCCCGGGAAAACCAACAUCUGUCAACAUCAUGCCAGCUGAGACUGGUGUCCCGGUUGGCCAGGACCAGUCAGGUUUUUCCGUGAAUAGGCUGACACCCGGGAGCCAGAAAUGUUCUUUUAAUCUGGACUCGCUGCUGCAGGACAGGGGAUUUACCGUGGGUUUUCAUACCAGGAGCACCUGCACAACUCCUUUCAACAUCACUGUCACCGUGACUUCCAAGACGCCCAUCCAGCUGAGAGGCAAGGGUGUCCAGGGUGGUGCGAUGGACAAGAAAUGUUACGAAAUGGCCUCCCACCCGUCAGCGUUCCCGGUACUGACCUCGUCUGUCCGUCUCCUUGCCCCACCUCUCCCUACUGCUUUUUCACCCCUCUCCUUCCCAUACACAGGCACCGUUUUUAUUUGGGGGGCCAUUACCCCACAUGAGCUGGGGGCUGGGGCUGGAUGGACGGACACCUCCCCCUACCCAUACCCCUCCUCCGUGUGGUAG
Molecule: messenger RNA, 726 nt
Organism: Lynx canadensis (Canada lynx)
Lineage: Eukaryota; Metazoa; Chordata; Mammalia; Carnivora; Felidae
Product: profilin-1-like
Biological process (GO): regulation of actin filament polymerization; positive regulation of actin filament bundle assembly; actin cytoskeleton organization
Cellular component (GO): cytoplasm
Molecular function (GO): actin binding
Source: RefSeq, a predicted model, not a curated record